AUGGUCUUUGCUGUUGAUGAGAUCAACAGAAACUCCAAUCUGCUACCUAAUGUGACUCUGGGAUACAGUCUUUAUGAUGACUGUGGUGAACUUGUAACUGGAUUUCGUGCUGCUUUGGUGCUGGCCAGUGGUCAAGAGGAGCAGUUUCUGCUGAAGGAGAACUGUUCAGGGACCCCUCCAGUUGUAGGGAUUGUGGGUGAUGCCUAUUCAACAAUUUCUAUAGCCAUCUCGAGUGUGCUGGGUUUAUUCAGAUUGCCCAUGGUGAGUCAUUUUGCCACAUGUUCCUGCCUGAGUGAUAGGCAACGGUUUCCAUCCUUCUUUAGAACAAUCCCAAGUGAUGCAUUCCAGGUGCGUGCCAUGAUUCAGAUUCUGAAACACUUUGGCUGGACUUGGGUCGGCCUUCUGGUCAGUGAUGAUGACUAUGGACUCAAUGUUGCCCGAUCCUUUCCGUCUGACCUGGCUCAGUCUGGUGCAGGUUGUCUGGCAUACUCAGAGGUUUUGCCCUGGGACAGUGACUCAAAUAAACUCAGGAAGAUUGUACAUUUGAUAAAGACAUCAACAGCUCGUGUGGUCAUGGUGUUUGCUCAUGACAGCCACAUGUAUGAAUUAAUGGAAGAGGUGCUGAAGCAGAAUGUGACAGACCGGCAAUGGAUAGCAAGUGAAGCCUGGACAACAGCUACUGCACUCCACACAGCCCAUCUCAUGCCCUAUUUGAGAGGCACUCUGGGCAUUGCCAUCCGUCGAGGAGAAAUAGCAGGACUAAGAGACUUCCUCUUACAAAUAUUGUCUUUCGAUGAGAAUGGUGAUGUGUUACCAAUACAUGAUGUCAUGAACUGGCUGUGGCUCCCUGAUGGACGAACAAGAAAGAAAGGGCAACCUGAGUGCUGCUUUGACUGCAUCCCUUGUUCUGAGGGAAAGAUCAGCAAUACGAAUGACUCCAUGGAAUGCACCAGUUGUCCAGAGGACUUCUGGUCCAGCCCCCAGCGUGACCACUGUGUUCCUAAGAAAACUGAGUUCCUCUCCUACCAUGAGCCUCUGGGUAUCUGCUUGACAACCACCUCAUUGUUCGGCACAUUUGUCUUUGUGAUUGUUCUGGUAAUCUUUACUUAUCAUCGCAGGACACCCAUGGUACGCGCCAACAAUUCAGAACUGAGUUUCCUGCUCUUGGUGUCCCUUAAACUGGGUUUCCUGUGUUCACUGCUGUUUAUCGGCCGUCCCAGAUUGUGGACAUGCCAACUGAGACAUGCAGCAUUUGGGAUCAGCUUUGUGCUUUGUGUCUCAUGUAUUCUGGUCAAAACAAUGGUGGUUCUGGCUGUGUUCAAGGCCUCCAAACCAGGAGGUGGAGCCAGUCUGAAGUGGUUUGGUGCUGUGCAGCAGAGAGGAACAGUUCUGGUUCUUACUUCUAUUCAGGCAGCAAUCUGCAUUGCUUGGCUUGUCUCUGCUUCACCGGCUCCCCAUAAAAACACUCAAUACCACAAUGACAAGAUAGUAUAUGAAUGUGUAGUUGGGUCCACAGUUGGUUUUGCAGUAUUACUUGGCUAUAUUGGCUUACUGGCUAUCCUCAGCUUCCUGUUAGCAUUUCUGGCAAGGAAUCUUCCAGACAACUUCAAUGAGACCAAACUCAUCACUUUCAGCAUGCUGAUCUUCUGUGCUGUGUGGGUGGCCUUUGUUCCUGCUUAUGUCAAUUCUCCAGGCAAAUAUGCAGAUGCGGUGGAGGUAUUUGCCAUCUUGGCCUCCAGUUUUGGUCUCUUGGUGGCUCUGUUUGGACCAAAAUGUUACAUAAUCCUGCUGAGACCAGAGAGGAACACAAAGAAAGCAAUCAUGGGUCGUGGAACUGCAAAGUCAUAA
Molecule: messenger RNA, 1848 nt
Organism: Centropristis striata (black sea bass)
Lineage: Eukaryota; Metazoa; Chordata; Actinopteri; Perciformes; Serranidae
Product: extracellular calcium-sensing receptor-like
Exons: 6
Coding region: 1-1848 (615 amino acids)
Biological process (GO): G protein-coupled receptor signaling pathway
Cellular component (GO): membrane
Molecular function (GO): G protein-coupled receptor activity
Source: RefSeq, a predicted model, not a curated record